Morone saxatilis (striped sea-bass) is the source of this 825-nucleotide messenger RNA. Its product is annotated as prostaglandin F2 receptor negative regulator-like. NCBI's taxonomy places the organism in Eukaryota, Metazoa, Chordata, Actinopteri, Moronidae. The record is from RefSeq and is a predicted model, not a curated record. The transcript has 4 exons. Bases 1 to 525 code for a protein of 174 amino acids.
AUGAUAGCCGAGUUAUUUUACUUCCAGAGCUGUGCCAGCAGUGCCUGCAUGUCACGCAUUGCGGGCAAGCUUCUAAUGCCCUCACCCAAUGACCUGGCAUACGAGGUGCGUUGGCUUUUCACCCGGCUGCGUGGUGGAGAGACGACGACCCAGGUGGCAAGCGUGGACCGCUUCGGCGUUGUGAGGAAAGACGCCCGUAACUCAUCCAGUGACAUCUCAAUAGAGCGCAAAGACACACACACCUACCUGCUGAACAUUCACGGCACUCAGGACAGUGACAGUGGGGAGUAUCACUGCAUUGCCACUCCCUGGUACCUGUCGGCCUCAACAGGAGCCUGGACUGAAGCUGGAGAGCUGACGUCAUCUCGAGUCUUCCUCACAGUCCGGUUUGCUGUGUGGGAGUCCCUAAAGUUGCCUCUCUUAUAUGGUGUUGCAGCCUCAAUAGGUAAUGUAACCAUCACACACUCACAAGUAAAAGUAACAAUGUACAUACUGUUGAUGUUGUAUUGUCAGCUGUUAGCUUAAGCCUGUGUUUUUAUUGUUCAUAUGUUAUCUAGAUAUACGCUGUUCCAACAAUCACAAACUCUGCUUUGGUUAUAAAUAAAACCUGAAUCCACUGACGUAUAUGAUUAAAAUCAGGAGUUUCAGUUGCUCUACUGAGCUGUACAGAGCAGACCAGCUAGGUAAACAAACCACAGAGAGGCUAUGAUAGCAACACAGGCAGAGGAAGUGUGUCAUUCUUUGCUCAGGAUAGCUAACAGUUGUUUGCUGCUAUAAUAAUGUAUACAUCUCACGUGUGUGUAUGUGUGUGUGUAUGUAUGUAUG